Penicillium daleae is the source of this 768-nucleotide messenger RNA. RefSeq names its product SGNH/GDSL hydrolase family protein. The transcript has 2 exons. The annotation marks the transcript as partial. The record is from RefSeq and is a predicted model, not a curated record. Gene Ontology annotation, molecular function: hydrolase activity, acting on ester bonds. Lineage: Eukaryota; Fungi; Ascomycota; Eurotiomycetes; Eurotiales; Aspergillaceae.
AAAGUAGCCACCGCGGAGGCUGCAACCGCCCAGCUUCAUAUCGUCAGCCUCGGAAGUUCAUUUGCCGCUGGUCCUGGCAUACAGCCCCAAGAAGAGCCUCGUGCUGCGCGACGAUCCACAAAAAAUUAUCCUCAUCUCCUGGCAGCCUCUUUGAAUGCCAAGCUCACUGAUUUGACCGCAUCGGGGUCAACUUUGCUCAAUAUCACAACGGCACCGCAAUCCGCCCCAUUCUCCAAAGCCACUUUCGCACCACAAAUUUCAAAGAUACCAUCCGACGCGAAUAUCAUCACUAUAACUGCUGGUGGAAACGACAUCACUUCGGCCUUUGCAUCCCCCAAGAAGAGUGAAUCGGUAGCGAACUUAUCGCCAGACGGGCUGAUCAAUCGGCUCGGUUCUGCUGUUGAUGAGAUACACCAGAGAUUUCCCGAAGCCCGUAUAUUCCUAGUUGAAUACCUCGCUGUUUUCGGCCCGGUAACCAAGCCCAAAAGGGAUGUUGGGCUCAGCCAGGAAAGAAUUGAUCAUCACCGCAAUGUUGCCUCUGCACUUCAAUCAGCAUACGAGACAAUCGCCUCGGCCCGCUCUGAAUGGUGUACGAGGGUACCAAUGCACACGAUCAGUCAAGCCCAUGCUCUUGGUAGCGAGGAGCCUUGGGUAGAAGGGUUUAGCUUGCGGUUGUUGUUCCAACGCGGUCCCAUGUUCCAUCCAAAUCUGAAGGGAAUGCAAUCCGUGGCAAGUCAUCUGUUUGAUUUGAUAAAAAAGAAGAAUUGA